AUGCGGAUUUUGAGGUACUUGAAGUCUUCUUCGGGAAAGGGUCUCUAUUUCUUAAAACAUGGUCAUCUUAGAGUGGAGGCAUAUACAGAUGCUAAUUGGGCUGGAUCAGUCACUGAUAGAAGGUCAACCUCUGGCUAUUGUACCUUUGUUGGAGGAAAUCUAGUAACUUGGAGAAACAAGAAACAAAAUGUAGUUGCGAGGUCCAGUGCAGAGGCUGAAUUUAGAGCUAUGACUCAGGGUGUGUGUGAGCUAUUAUGGAUUAGACUAUUUUUGAGGGAUUUGGGGAUUCAUCAGACAGAUUCUAUGAGGCUAUACUGUGACAAUACGGUAGCCAUCAAUAUAGCUCACAAUUCAGUUCAGCAAGAUAGGACCAAGCAUGUGGAGAUUGAUAGACAUUUUAUCAAGGAAAAGCUCACUAGUGGCACUAUAUGUACGCCAUUCGUGAGGUCUGGGGACCAACUGGCUGAUGUUCUCACCAAAGGAUUAGGGAAUAAACCAUUCCGUGACAUUCUUAACAAGUUGGACAUGGCUAUGGCUGCCCUUGAUGCUUUGAUUUCCAUUGAAGGAAAAGUUGUCGAAUUCUUGGUGGAGCCAGUUGGGCGUCAAUUCAGUUAUGUCCUUCAUCGAAUCGAAUACAUUGAAGAUUUGAGAGACCAAGUUGAAAAGUUAGAGCCUCAGAGAAUUGAUGUAGCAAAAAAGAAUAGAGAAGAAAUUCUAGAAAAUGUCAAGAAUUGGAUUGAAAAAGUUGAUGGCUUCAUAGUAGAGGCUAAAAAGUUUCUAGAAGAUGGUACCAAUGUGAACCAGAAAUGUUUCAUUGGGCGGUUUCCUGAUUUGGUCACACGUUGCCAGCUAGGUAAGGAAGCAAAAGAUAAAGUUGAGGUGGCUAAAGAUCUAGAAACAGAUGGCUACUUCAAUAGCAUAUCCAAACCAGCUCGUCCUUUGGGAAUAAAGUCCAUACCCUCAGAAAGGCUUGUGACUUAUGAGACCACAAAUUUGGCAAUGAUGAGUGUAAUGAAAGCACUAACUGAUGACAAUAUCAACUUUAUUGGAAUACAUGUGUCUCAAAACCCAGAUAUUAAAAAGAUUCAAGAUCAAAUAGCUGUUAUGUUGGGUUUCACCAAAUUUACUGAUCAGUCAAGUGAAAUUGAAAUAGGAAGCAUGCUUCGUGCAAGGCUCAAGGAUGUGAAAAAGAUACUUAUUAUAUUAGAUGAUAUUUGGGACAGAUUUGAAUUGACAACCUUGGGCAUUCCACUUGGCCAAGAUCAUGAGGGCUGCAAAAUCAUAAUCACAACACGGCGUGAGCAAGUAUGCAGAACCAUGGCAAAGGAAUGGGAGAGGACAAAGAUAGUCUGGCUUGAUGUUUUAUCUGAACAAGAUUCAUGGGACUUAUUUAGAAAAAAUGUUGCCGAUGUUGUUGACUCUUCUGCGUUAAAUGAUGUUGCUAAAGAGGUUUGUAAAGAAUGUGGAGGGCUUCCCAUAGCAGUAGUUACAGUUGGAAAAGCAAUGAAAGGUAAAUAUAACCUUGAAGAAUGGAAAAAUGUAGCUCAAGAAUUAAAAAAAUCAUUGCCAACAAACAUUGAAGGCGUUGAUCGACAAGUGUACAAAACUCUUAGGUUGAGCUAUGAUUACUUGCAAGAUGCGGAAGCCAAGGAUUGCUUCUUGCUUUGUUCUCUGUUUCCCGAGGAUCAUGACAUCUUAAUAGAAGACUUAGUACGGUAUGGGAUGGGGUUGAGAUUAUUCAAAAAUGUUGAUACAGUGCAGGAAACUAGGAGCAGAGCAAAGCCAGUGAUCAACAAUCUCAUGGCUUCAUGUUUGUUAUUAGCUAGUGAUGUACAAGAUUGCAUCAAAAUGCAUGAUGUUGUGCACGAUGUUGCCAUAUUUAUUGGAUCCAAAAAGCAUUUUGUAAGAGCUGGUUGCAAUUUGAAAGAUUGGCCAAAUGUGGAUAGUUUGGAUAAAUACACAGGCAUUUCAUUGACGAGAAAUCAGAUCAGUAACCUUCCUGAGGUCUUGGAAUGUUCAAAGCUCCAAAUAUUGCCAUUUCAUGACAAUCGAAAUGCAUGGUCAUGUUCACAUGAAUUCCUUUCAAGGAUGAAUGCACUUAGUGCUUUAGAUUGGAGCCGACACUUCUACCCUCAUCUUGACAAUCCAAUUUGCUGUCCUGAUACUUUCAAUAACCAAACGUGUCUUCGAACAUUAGUUCUUGAAGGAAUUAAGUUUGGGGAUACUAAAUUUCUUGGACAGUUAAAGACACUUGAAGUCCUUAACCUCAAGCGUGCCUUCUUUUCUAAGGUACCAAAUGCUAUAAGGGAGUUAACUAAUCUAAGGUUGUUGGACAUGACUAGAAGCUUUCAUGAAUUUCUUAUUCUGGCCGCAAUGGUAUCGCCUUUAUGCCAUUUGGAGGAGUUAGAGCUAUGCAUCUAUCCAAAUUUACAAGCCGAUGUAGAAGGUUUAAAUGUCUUUGAGCAUCUGAGGAUUAAAGAUUGUUGUCAAUUUGAGUACUUGAUCAACAUAGAGGAAUGGGGGAUUUCACCACAGGCACAACCACCCGAUCUGCGAUUGUUGUUUAACAUGGAAGAAUUGAAAAUCUGGAAAUUGGAUACUUUCAAAGGGAUAUGCCCAGGUGCACUUACUACUUCCAGCUGGGCAUGCUUCCCAAAGCUCAGGAGUUUGGAAGUUAACGCAUGCCCUGAAUUAUCAACUGUUCUUCCAUUCAAUUUGCUUCAAGGGCUACAACAUUUGGAGAAGCUUUUUGUAUCAGCAUGUGAGAAACUGGAACAAGUAUUUGAUUUUGGUCCUGAAGGACAAGGCAUGAAGCAUAUAUUGAACUGCUCCAGUCAUCAACAUGUGCAACUCUGCAACCUAAGAUCUAUGGAAGUCCAUUCAUGUGGCAAACUGAAAUAUGUCUUCCAACCUUCCAUAGCUCAAGCUCUUUAUCAACUUGAAGUGCUUUGGGUAAGUCCCUGUGAAGAAAUGGAGGAAAGAGAGAGUGGAUUACAAGAUGGUUUUCAAAAGUCUCAAAGAAAUCAAUCUUGA
Messenger RNA from Camellia sinensis, 3033 nucleotides. RefSeq names its product disease resistance protein At4g27190-like. NCBI's taxonomy places the organism in Eukaryota, Viridiplantae, Streptophyta, Magnoliopsida, Ericales, Theaceae. Gene Ontology annotation, molecular function: ADP binding. The record is from RefSeq and is a predicted model, not a curated record.